This is a messenger RNA of Catharus ustulatus (Swainson's thrush), 1051 nucleotides long. RefSeq names its product class II histocompatibility antigen, B-L beta chain-like. The transcript is spliced from 5 exons. NCBI's taxonomy places the organism in Eukaryota, Metazoa, Chordata, Aves, Passeriformes, Turdidae. Gene Ontology annotation, molecular function: MHC class II protein complex binding. Bases 135 to 887 code for a protein of 250 amino acids. Gene Ontology annotation, cellular component: membrane; MHC class II protein complex. The record is from RefSeq and is a predicted model, not a curated record. Gene Ontology annotation, biological process: positive regulation of T cell activation; peptide antigen assembly with MHC class II protein complex; antigen processing and presentation of exogenous peptide antigen via MHC class II.
CAAACGGGUCCCCAAAAGUGCUCGGAGCCAAUGAGAGCGCGCGGCGCUGCUGAGCCCGCGCUGCUCCGGCCUGGCGCUCCCAGCGCAGCCCCAGCGGCUGCUUUGGGGCUGGCGGCACCUGCCCGGCGCUGGCCAUGGGGCGAGGGGCGGCAGCUGGGGCCGCACUGGUGGCACUGGUGGUGCUGGGAGCCCCCCCUGGUGCGGGCGCGGAGCUCUCGGAGGUGUUCCAGUACAUGGUAAAGCGCGAGUGUCGCUUUAUUAACGGCACGGAGAAGGUGAGGUUCUUGAUGAGCUUCUUCUACAACCGGAUGGAGGAAGUGAGGUUCGACAGCGACUUGGGGCGGUACGUGGGGUUCACCCCCCAUGGGGAGAUACAGGCCUGGUCCUGGAGCAGAGACCGGGAAUGGAUGCAGUACAUACGGACCGCGGUGGACUGGUGCUGCCGGUACUACUACAGGCAGAACGCCACUUUCCUCCUGGAGCGCAGAGUGCCUCCAAACGUGUCCAUCUCGAUGCUGCCUUCGAACUCCCAGCCCGGCCCCGGCCGCCUGCUCUGCUCCGUGAUGGAUUUCUACCCUGCCCAGAUCCAGGUCAGGUGGUUCCAGGGCCAGCAGGAGCUCUCUGAGCACGUGGUGGCCACCGACGUGGUGGCCAACGGCGACUGGACCUACCAGCUGCUGGUGCUGCUGGAAACGCCGGCCCAGCGCGGGCUCAGCUACACGUGCCAGGUGGAGCACGUCAGCCUGGAGCAGCCCCUGAGACAGCACUGGGAGAUGCCGCCGGACGCCGCCCGCAGCAAGAUGCUGACCGGGAUCGGGGGCUUCGUGUUGGGCUUGGUCUUCCUGGCGCUGGGGCUCGGCUUCUACGUGCGCAAGAAGAGCUCCUGAGCCGGCAGCGGCCGCAGCCCCACCCUGUGACCUCGGGCCCCCCCGGGACCUCCUGGGCCGUCCCCGCGCUGAUUUUGGGGAGCUCGUGUGUCCCCCCCAGCCCCGCUGUCACUCUGGCCCCGUCCGGCUGCUCCCAGCGUUCCCAAUAAAGCUUCCCAGUUGGA